GUUCGAUUCGAAGCCGGUUCAAAAAUUUAAACCCCUACUGAUAAAACCUCCCAUAAACCCUAAAAUCACCAACAGUGAAGAAAUCAAAACAAAAUAUAAGCAAAUUUCUUGCGACAGCCAACAUUGCUAAUAUUUAUCCUAUAUUUAUUAAACCCUAAAAGAGUUUCAAUCAUUUCCUUGGUUUAAUUGAAAAAUGAGGAAGAAGGUAGACGAGCGUAUCAGAACCCUAAUUGAAAAUGGUGUCAAAUUAAGACACCGUUCUAUGUUUGUUAUCAUCGGUGACAAGUCCCGAGACCAGAUUGUGAAUCUUCACUACAUGUUGAGUAAAUCAGUUGUGAAAUCAAGGCCAACUGUUUUAUGGUGCUACAAGGAUAAGCUUGAACUUAGCAGUCAUAAGAAAAAGAGAGCAAAACAGGUCAAAAAGCUAAUGCAAAGAGGUUUAUUGGAUCCCGAAAAAGUUGACCCGUUUUCGCUUUUUGUUGAAACUGGAGGGUUAACUUAUUGUCUAUACAAGGAUUCCGAAAGAAUACUCGGGAAUACGUUUGGAAUGUGUAUAUUGCAGGAUUUUGAGGCUUUAACUCCAAAUCUCUUGGCCAGAACUAUAGAGACGGUAGAAGGUGGUGGAUUGAUCGUGUUGCUACUGCGUUCUCUUUCUUCGUUGACCAGUCUAUACACCAUGGUCAUGGAUGUACAUGAGAGAUUUCGUACUGAAUCACAUUCUCAGCCUUCUGGGCGCUUUAAUGAGCGUUUUUUAUUAUCACUUGCUUCAUGCAAAUCAUGUGUUGUUAUGGACGAUGAACUGAAUAUUUUGCCUAUUUCGUCUCAUAUAAGAUCAAUUCUACCAAUUCCGAGUAAAGAGGAUUCAGAGGGUCUAUCUGAAGCACAACGUGACCUGAAGAAUUUGAAAGAACAACUACAUGAUGAUUUUCCUGUAGGUCCUUUAAUCAAAAAAUGCUGUACAUUGGAUCAGGGAAAAGCUGUCAUUACUUUUCUUGAUGCAAUAUUGGAUAAGACACUACGUAGUACAGUUGCUUUGCUUGCUGCUCGUGGACGGGGAAAAUCUGCUGCGCUUGGUUUAGCAGUUGCUGGAGCUAUUGCAGCAGGGUAUUCAAAUAUUUUCAUAACUGCACCUAGCCCUGAAAACUUAAAAACUUUAUUUGACUUCAUCUGCAAGGGUUUUGAUUCUCUCGAGUACAAGGAGCAUAUUGAUUAUGAUGUCGUGAAAAGUACAAAUCCUGAAUUCAAGAAAGCCACUAUUCGAAUCAAUAUCUACAAACAGCACAGGCAAACAAUUCAGUACAUACAGCCACAUGAACAUGAGAAACUCUCGCAAGUGGAACUAUUAGUUAUUGAUGAAGCUGCUGCCAUUCCAUUGCCGGUUGUGAAGUCCCUGUUGGGACCAUACCUGGUCUUCCUUUCAUCUACUGUGAAUGGCUAUGAAGGUACUGGUCGGUCUUUGUCACUAAAGCUUGUGCAGCAACUACAAGAACAAAGCCAGAUUGCUGCAAAGAACGUUGAGGGCUCUCAUUCUGGUCGUCUUUUCAAAAAGAUAGAACUCUCCGAGUCUAUCAGAUAUGCUUUUGGUGAUCCAAUUGAAUCCUGGCUUAAUGCUUUACUUUGCUUGGAUGUUGCAAAUUCAAUACCUAAUAUCGGCAGAUUACCUCCACCCAAUGAUUGUGAUCUCUAUUAUGUUAACCGGGACACACUUUUCUCCUACCACAAAGAUAGUGAGCUGUUUUUACAGCGAAUGAUGGCAUUAUAUGUAUCAUCUCACUACAAAAACUCUCCUAAUGAUUUACAACUAAUGGCCGAUGCUCCUGCACAUCAUUUGUUUGUGUUACUUGGCCCUGUUGAUGAGUCAAAAAAUCAACUGCCUGACAUCUUAUGUGUCAUCCAGGUUGCCCUUGAAGGCCAGAUUUCUCGUAAAUCUGCCAUCACAAGCUUAGGGGAUGGCCAUCAACCAUCUGGAGAUCAAAUUCCAUGGAAAUUCUCCGAGCAAUUCCGUGAUGCAGUUUUCCCCAGUCUCUCAGGUGCUCGGAUUGUACGCAUUGCCACCCAUCCAAAUGCUAUGAAGCUUGGAUACGGUUCUGCUGCUGUGGAACUAUUAACAAGGUACUAUGAAGGACAGUUGACACCUAUUUCUGAAGCAGAAUUUCAGAACAAUAUGGAGAAUGAACCAGUUAGAGUUACAGAAGCUGCAGAGAAGGUUUCACUGCAAGAGGAAUGUAUAAAACCAAGGGCCGACCUUCCUCCUUUGCUAGUGCAUCUUCGUGAACGGCAACCUGAGAGGCUCCACUAUCUUGGUGUUUCUUUUGGGCUCACUUUGGACCUUUUUCGUUUUUGGACGAAGCAUAAAUUUGCUCCAUUUUACAUUGGUCAAAUUGCUAGUGCUGUAACUGGUGAGCAUACAUGUAUGGUCCUCAAACCAUUGAGUAAUGAUGAUAUUGAAGUGAGUGGAUCAGACGAAUGGGGCUUCUUUAGUCCAUUUUACCAAGAUUUUAGGAGAAUAUUUUCUGGGUUACUGGCAUUUGAACUUAGGUCAAUGGAAUAUAAGCUUGCUAUGAGUGUCCUGGCUCCAAAGAUCAACUUUGCGGAUACAGAGAUUGAGACUACAUUAUCCACGCAGGAAGAAUUGAGGAGGUCACUUGCUUUUGAAUUCACAGCAUAUGAUAUGGAACGGCUGAGAGCUUAUUCUGAAAAUCUAACUGGUUUUCAUUUGAUGCUACACAAUGUUCCAGCCCUUGCUCGUCUAUAUUUUCGAGAGAAGAUUCCUGUUACCCUGACACAUAUUCAAGCUUCUGUUUUGUUCUGCAUCGGCUUGCAGCAUCAAAACUUCUCUUACCUUGAGGCACAGAUGAAGUUGGAAAGAACUCAGAUUAUGUCACUUUUUAUCAAGGUUAUAAAGAAGCUCUAUAAAUAUAUUCAGAGUGUUGCCUCUAGUGAGAUUCAGUCAACCCUACUUCAAUUGAAAGAGAUCGAGCUGAAACCUCACCACAUAUCUGUGGAGGAUGAUCUGAAUGAAGCAGCGAAGGAAGUUGAGGAUGGCAUGAAAGCCAAGACGGAGGAGAUGCUGGAUCCUGAACUUCUCCAACAGUACGCUAUAAUGGACAAAGAAAAUGAUUUUGAGAAUGCACUAAAGGAUGGUGGUAAAAAGAUAGCCGCAGGUGGGGUCGUUAGCGUGAAAUCCAGUAAAACGAAAGCCGAAAAAUAUGCGAAGCCGGAAAAACACAGCAGUGGGAAAAAGAGAAAAGGUGAUCAUGGCUCCAAGUUUAAAAAGAAAAGCAAAUCUUAGUUUUCCCUCUCCGGAGGGGACUUAGAUGGCCGCAAUUUUUGAUAAUUUUGCUGUACUCCAACUGUUCAUCAUAUGAAAUUUAGGCAUCAAUGGAACUUCACAAUUUUCAUUA
This is a messenger RNA of Mercurialis annua (annual mercury), 3404 nucleotides long. RefSeq names its product RNA cytidine acetyltransferase 1. The record is from RefSeq and is a predicted model, not a curated record. Gene Ontology annotation, biological process: rRNA acetylation involved in maturation of SSU-rRNA. NCBI's taxonomy places the organism in Eukaryota, Viridiplantae, Streptophyta, Magnoliopsida, Malpighiales, Euphorbiaceae. Bases 194 to 3292 code for a protein of 1032 amino acids. Gene Ontology annotation, cellular component: 90S preribosome; nucleolus. The transcript is spliced from 26 exons. Gene Ontology annotation, molecular function: ATP binding; tRNA binding; 18S rRNA cytidine N-acetyltransferase activity.